Messenger RNA from Gavia stellata (red-throated loon), 936 nucleotides. It is a transcript of the gene NPAS4, whose product is annotated as neuronal PAS domain protein 4. Gene Ontology annotation, biological process: regulation of transcription by RNA polymerase II. NCBI's taxonomy places the organism in Eukaryota, Metazoa, Chordata, Aves, Gaviiformes, Gaviidae. Gene Ontology annotation, molecular function: DNA-binding transcription factor activity, RNA polymerase II-specific; protein dimerization activity; RNA polymerase II transcription regulatory region sequence-specific DNA binding. The record is from RefSeq and is a predicted model, not a curated record.
AUGCUCCGCUCCACCAAGGGCGCCUCCAAGGCGCGGCGGGACCAGAUCAACGCCGAGAUCCGCCCCCUGCGCGACCUCCUGCCGCUGCCCGAGGGGGAUCGGCCGCGCCUCUCCUACCUGCACGUCAUGGCCCUCGCCUGCAUCUACACCCGCAAGGGCGCCUGCCUCCGGCCCGGCCCGGCGCGGGGAGCACCCAUGGAGCUGCUGGGGGGUCCGGAGCUGGCUGACCUGGUGGCAUCGCUGCCCGGGUUCCUGCUGGCCGUCACCCGCGAGGGGAAGCUGGUCGGCGUCACCGACAACGUCGCACAGCACCUGGGGCACUCCAUGGUGGACCUGGUGGCGCAGGGCGACAGCAUCUACGACCUCCUGGAUCCGGCCGACCACCCCCUGGUGCGACAUCAGCUCACCCUGCCCGGGCCCCCCCCGGCAGAGCGCCUCUUCCGCUGCCGCUUCACCACCUCGCGGGCCUCGCGCCGUCCCAGCGCCGGGCGGAAGCUGGUGCUGCUGCGGGGCCGGUUCCAGGCCCCCCCCGGCCCCCCCGGAGCCUCCCCGGGGCUUUUUGUCGCCUUCUGCGCCCCCCUGGACCCCCCGCCCUGGCCCUGCCCCGACUGCCUGCUGCUGCCUGCCUUCCAGAGCCGCCACGCCCGCGACCUCGCCCUGCUCGACGUCUCCGACAGUGUCCUGAUCCACCUGGGCUACGGGCGGGGGGAGCUCCUGGGUCGUUCCUGGUACCGGCUCCUGCACCCCGAGGACCUCGGCCACGUCGCCCGCCAGCACCUUCGCCUCGUCCCCCCUGGGCAGGAGCAGGGGCGGAAGGCGCGGGGGGAGCUGGUGACACGGCUGCAGCGCAAGGACGGCCUGGGCUGGACGUGGGUCUACGCCCGCCUGCGCCCCGAGGGCCCGGCCCUGCUCGCCCACAACUUCAUCAUCAGGUGA